Stegostoma tigrinum is the source of this 4896-nucleotide messenger RNA. It is a transcript of the gene nell3, whose product is annotated as NELL (neural EGFL like) family member 3. Gene Ontology annotation, molecular function: protein binding; calcium ion binding. The record is from RefSeq and is a predicted model, not a curated record. The transcript has 5 exons. Bases 255 to 3050 code for a protein of 931 amino acids. NCBI's taxonomy places the organism in Eukaryota, Metazoa, Chordata, Chondrichthyes, Orectolobiformes, Stegostomatidae.
AGAAGAAGCAUGUUUUGAUUUGAAACUUGAGAAGAACAUUACCUGCAAGGGAUACGACGUGGCGGCCAAAAGCCUGAAAAGCACUCAUACCGUUUCUGGCAUGCACAUUUCACAUUCACUCCCAGGCUUCAGAGGGGGCUGGCCGGGUGGGUGCGGGGAUUAUAUACUCUGGGAGAGAAACGUGGUUCACAACCAUUGCUCGGAAGCUGACAGCCACAAUCGCUGCCCCUUGGUAAUAGACGUUUGUGCCAAGCAUGGUUUCAGCAUUGACACUCCUGCUCCUACUAACGGGGUUCACUCUGGGACCCAGUGAAGGCUCCAUCCCGGAGAUUUGCCGGGGCUUUUACUGCUACACGGGUGCCAGCUCUGAGCGGGGCUGGCCAUGCCCCGGCGCUCACUGCCAGGGCAGAUCUUUCAGACCAUCCCGGGGCAACUCGGCCCACAUUCAGGACAGGCCGAGCCUGGCGUCCAGGGGCUAUCAGAGAACCGGCCCCGGAGGAAUGACAGGUUCCAGAUCCCCCACCGACCCCAACACCAUCAACCACGCCGUGAGAAAGCAGGAGAGUGCCAGCGACCCUGCUCCUGCCAACGUGGGUCUUUGCCCGGGGGGCGAGUGCCCGGGUAGGCCGCCCACCUCGAACGAGACGAAGGAGUGCAAAGGCAUCGAGUGCAGGUUACCCCUGAGGGGCCGCCUGAAGCCCAAAGGCCGAGCUCAGUGUGGUGGUGGUGGAGGGCACUGCCCUCCUGGUCCGCUUGGAGUCGAGGCACAAGUUCUUGGGCAGUCCAGCCCGGUGCAUAUGCCUGACCGAGCCGCUCAGUACAUUGGAGAAAUUCCUGACCUCAGCUAUUCAACCACAGAGCUUGGAGCAGCAGCUUUGGGAGUUCAGCUCACAUGUGAUAUAAAACCAGGGGACAAUGAGGUGCCUUCUGAAGAUGCCUUGAUCUUGCAGCUUCAGCUAUCGAAGGGACAAGAGAAGUUUGUGGAAAUGCUGAAGAGUCAGCAGAAGACGAUUACUGAUUUGCAGCAGAGGCUCACUGAGCAACAAGCCAUGUUGAUAAACCAGCAAAGAGAAAUUUUGGCACAGCAAAGGAACAUGUUUGAACAGAUGGAGCUGGUGAAAGUCCAGUACACAAUGCUGUUUGAUACCAUUAAGCAGACAUCAUUUUUGAAUGUGCAGGCUGAGGUCCGGAACCAGUUUGAGUCUCACCUUCAGGGUCUGCAGAGUCAGAUUCAGAGUCAACUGCAAAAGACCUAUGCUGUGCACAAAGUGGAUUUGGAUGCAAAGGUGAUUGAUGUCGCUGAUCACCUUCUGCAGUGCGAUUUGUGCCAAAGUGGUGAAUACUGUGAUUUCCAGAAGAUGCCGCCCCAGUGUGAAAGGUGUACCAUGUGCCCGGCAGGGUUUUUCCAAGUGGCUGAAUGCUCUGCCACUGCUGACCGAAUUUGUCAGGACAAAGAUGAGUGUCUGGAAUCAGCAGAUCUUUGUGGCGAUCAGAUAAAAUGUCUUAAUACUCCAGGUGGAUUCAGGUGUCUGGGCGUUACUGACUGGGACAUAGCCUCAGGAUUUUGUGGGCAUGGCUACUUCUUCAAUAGAGAAAUGCAAGAAUGCCAGGCUUGUUCAUUGUGUCAUGAUGGUUUGGUAGCUUUCCAGUGCUCCCUGCAGAGUGAUACUGUUUGCACGCAGUCAUCUGAAAAUCAUCUCUCGGAAUCUUGGUCAACAAACACCGAAGCCCCGUCACUAACAUCCCGACAGAGCCCAGUUCACUUGGGCUUGAACCUCCCCUUAAAGGGAAAGCCCCAGACUGACCUGGUUACCAGCGAAGAUGGCAGGUUGGUCUUCAGGCAACAUGGACUGAUCUGGGUUGAUUACAAUUUUGCUGUCAGGCAUGACUGCAGAAACUUUCUCCAACUUUCGUUAAGACUGAACAAGGAGGAGGAAGAGGAGGAAAGUUGUGAUCUCAGUGGUGUCCGUGUUGAACAACCUGAGGGGAAGUAUUACCAGAGCAGCAGUGUGAGUGGCUCAGCUGAGGUGGAGCCCAGCCACAUGCUCCAAAUCUUCAUGAAAAGCCCCAAUCAGUUCUGCAACCAAAGCAAUGACCUCAACUUCUACCCCCUUCAGAACCCAUUCAGCUUUUUCUGGCUAUCUCAUGACACAGGAGCAGUGGCUAUGAGUGCUCACAUGGCAAGCUCUGUCCACUACCAGACCAACUAUCGUCCUGUCUUCAAGGUCAUUUCCAUCUCUGAUCCCUAUAUGAUCACUUUGUUCCAUGAUGGCAGGGCUGUGCGAUUCACUGAACAAGGGGUCAUAAAAUUUGUAUACCACCAGGCUCUAUAUGCAAUGGGUCACACAUGCAUUUGUGAAGGCUUUACAUUACUUUCCUACAUUAACAGGAAUGGGACGAAUGAAGAGUUAAUGCAAGUUUAUAAAUCUGGUGUCAACUACCGGGAUACUUCAAUUUCUGCCUCUGGAGCUGCCAUGGUAAAUGGUGGAGACACCAUCAGCUUUCAGAUCCACUCUCCUGCACAAUGCAGUGUGCGAUACUUUGGAGACUCUUCCGGGAUCAGUGUUUUCAGCCUGAUUUGGAUCCCGUCAGCAAUUUCGGCAGCUCUUUCCCUUUCAGUUUCGGCAUCUGCAUUACCAACAGGAGCAGUGAGGAAUAAGUUGCUCAGUUUCCAGAGCGUUUCGCCAGUGGUAGAACAGAAUCAGAUUGUGCUGGUGACGUCUGGGCAGUUUGCAUGCAAGUAUGUACAGUUCCGGCAGAGUGGAGUGGCCAGCCUUGCAUUCAAUAUCAAACUGAUUCAUUCUUGCGAUAUUGUCAAAGUCACCGUGAACCAACUGCAGAGCAGUCACGCUCAACCCUCUGUUGUUGCACGCCAAAUUGGGGGUCAGAUGCCUGUGGGUAGCCAAUGGACAAGUGUUGGCCUGAGUGCUUCAUUUGCUGUCCAGAAUGGCACAAUGGCUGCCAUCUCCCUGGACUGUGUGCGAGGCCGGAUAAAUCAGAUUGCGCACAGGCAUGGGACACACCUCUCCGUUUUAUGGAUUUCAUCCUGAGUUAUUGAAUUUCAGAUAAUGGACUACUAUUGUAGUUUUACAAUUUGUUAAUGUGAUCUGAUCUUUGAAGUGGGGAGAUCUAUAAUUGAAAAGAGUGCAACCAACAGAAAUGUUAUUUACCUGUGCAUUCCAAUAACACCCCACCUCCAGAGCUGUAAUAAGCUAGACAAAUGGAGAGAAAUGGAAAGCAGAAACAAACUCCACACUGACUUUGUGCACACUGCAAGAUUUCCAAUGUUCAUUGUAAGUGCUGCUUUACUGAACAUUAUGUCUUGGAACCAACAUUGCAAUGCAGCAAAUAGUGCUUCUGGUAAAAUCCCACCGCUUGAUGAAUGAACAUUAUUUGCUGAUUGUGUAAUGUGGCAGCGCUGUCACAAUAUGACACGUACAUUGUGUCAGUAAACUUUUGCCUAAUUAUUUCCAGCUCCAUUCUGACUAAAAAUUUAUUUAAACUUCAUUUCAAAGUUCUAACCACCAUCGCCACCCUGAAACCAUUCAUUAGAAAAGCUUAAACAGACUGAAGAUCAUUAAAUAUGAAGGUGUUAUUUACUUAAACAUUUCCUUUUGCAUUUAAGUAACUUAACAAGCUUGAAAAAAACUGAAAUCUUACAUUAUAAACAACAGCUUUGAAAUUAGUGCUAAUGGAUACUGAAAGUCACUUAUCGGACAAUAUAUAUGCAAAGAGUGGUUUUAUGUGAUGUAGUCUGUGCCUCAAUUGUUUCUCCUCCUUUAUAGAUGGGAGAGAUCGUCUGGGCCUGUGCUGGCAUUCUCAGCUACUGGGAAAAAUUUACAGUUUCUACCUCUUCAAGUGCUAGCAAUAAAAACAGGCUGGAAACAAUUUAUGGCAAUAUAAAUGAUGUUUCAUCCUUUGCCGUAAGCACUGUUGUAAACCCAGCUAUAGCCUGUCUAUGGGGAUUUUUUUUUGCUUUAUUUUUUAUCAGUGGUGUGUUGAGGCACAUUGUUGUUUGUUUGGCACUGUACCAGACACUUUACCACUGUUCUGUGAAAAUUAAUUUCAGUUGGCAUUGCCAACUGAUCACUAAAAUAGAGGGAAAAAACUGAUUACUGUAUGGAGCAAAAUUAUAUGUGUGAUCUCUCUGAAUAUAUUUAGUAUUGCUGCAGAUAGCAAGACAGAGCAAUUCUUCAUUCCUAAUCUCUACAUGUGUCAGAAGCAAGUGGAAACCAGAACUUUAAGCAUAUUGGUUUUGUGAUUAAUCUCAUAUUUUUCAUAUUUUUUUGCAGGGUGUAACAGGAAAUUAAUUUUUUUAAGAUUUCCACAACAAAGGUGUAUGUAUGUUGAUUUUGAAAUUUCCUCAGUGCAUAUUAGUUUAUGAAUGCUUAUUGUGACCAUUUACAGGUUCCUUGUUUAUUUUCUUUAAUGAUUUUGUCAGUUUAUACUAAAUUGAAAAGUGAGAUAUGGAAACAAAUAAAUAUGCUUAGUGCUAACGUCCACAUAGUGUACUUUCAAGAUUGUAGUUAACGCAGGUGCUGGUGAGAUGAAAAUGUAAUCGCAGAAAAUUAUCAGGAAAGUACCCUGGAAAGGAGAAGGUAACAAUGAAACAUUUUGUGAAUAUAGUUUUGUUUUGGUUGCCAGUGAGCCUAAGCACUAAGCAAGUUAGUGCUCCUGUAUUUUAGUUAAGAACACAUUUAAUGCAACUGUAUUAUCUAUCAAAACUAAAAAGAAUCUUAUGCAUGUUUCCAUUUUAAAGUCCUUUGCCAAAAGUGGGCAGUGAAUGUUUGAUAACACUUAAAGGUUUUUUUUCUCUUUUUUGAACUAUAUAUAAAUAUGUUAAAACAAUGUCACUGUUACCAAAUCAUAAGUAUAACAUGUACACUAUUUAUUAUA